This is a messenger RNA of Arachis duranensis, 2264 nucleotides long. RefSeq names its product protein NRT1/ PTR FAMILY 7.3. Gene Ontology annotation, cellular component: membrane. Gene Ontology annotation, molecular function: transmembrane transporter activity. Gene Ontology annotation, biological process: transmembrane transport. The transcript has 5 exons. The record is from RefSeq and is a predicted model, not a curated record. Lineage: Eukaryota; Viridiplantae; Streptophyta; Magnoliopsida; Fabales; Fabaceae. The coding region runs from base 101 to 1894 and encodes 597 amino acids.
ACCAUACCUUCCUCUCUGCCCCCUCACUCUUCAUUCCCCUGCAUUUUUUUUUUUUUGAAUCAAACUAAACUUGUUUGUGAUCAUCAUAUCAAUCAUAUCAAUGGCUUGCUUAGAGUUAGAGGGAAAGUUGAAUGAUGAUGAGGAGCAAGAAGAAUUGACUCUUGAUGGGAGUGUGGAUUUGCAUGGCCGUCCUGCUAUCAGAACCAAAUCUGGAACAUGGCUUGCUGGAAUUAUCAUUCUCUUGAACCAAGGUCUGGCAACCCUUGCAUUCUUUGGAGUUGGAGUGAACCUGGUGCUGUUCCUGACAAGGGUGGUAGGACAAAACAAUGCUGAAGCAGCAAACAAUGUGAGCAAGUGGACUGGGACUGUUUACAUCUUCUCUCUCGUGGGUGCUUUCCUAAGUGAUUCUUACUGGGGAAGAUACAAAACUUGUGCUGUUUUUCAAGUCAUCUUUGUACUCGGUCUAUCAUCCUUAUCCCUAUCAUCAUACCUCUUCUUGGUUAAGCCUAAAGGUUGUGGGAAUGAAUUGGUUCAAUGUGGGAAACAUUCAAGGUUGGAGAUGGGGAUGUUCUACCUUUCAAUCUAUCUCAUCGCCCUGGGCAAUGGAGGCUAUCAACCCAAUAUUGCCACAUUUGGGGCAGAUCAGUUUGAUGAGGAGCACUCAAAGGAGGGUCCCUCAAAGGUGGCAUUUUUUAGCUAUUUCUACCUGGCUUUGAACCUUGGCUCCCUCUUCUCAAACACCAUUCUAGGCUAUUUUGAAGAUGAAGGAAUGUGGGCACUUGGGUUCUGGGUAUCUGCAGGCUCUGCCUUAGCCGCACUUAUUUUGUUCCUUGUAGGCACACCAAGGUAUAGGCACUUCAAGCCCAGUGGCAACCCUCUCUCCAGAUUUUGCCAAGUUCUUGUUGCUGCAUCAAGGAAAUGGAAAGUCCAAAUGCCAUCAAAUGAAGAGGAGUUAUAUGAUAAGCAUACAAUAGAUUCUGCCACCAACAGCAACAGAAAGAUUCUCUACACUCACGGGUUCAAGUUCUUGGAUAGGGCAGCAUAUAUAUCCUCAAGAGAUCUAGAGGACCAAAAGAAUUCCCUUUACAACCCUUGGCACCUCUGUCCUAUAAGUCAGGUUGAAGAAGUUAAAUGCAUACUGAGACUUCUUCCAAUUUGGCUUUGCACCAUAAUAUACUCAGUGGUUUUCACACAAAUGGCUUCUCUUUUUGUGGAACAAGGUGCAGCCAUGAAAACCACUAUUUCUCAUUUCAGAAUACCACCGGCUAGCAUGUCAAGCUUUGAUAUCCUCAGUGUAGCUGUCUUCAUUUUCUUUUACCGUCGAGUUCUUGAUCCGUUUGUGGGAAAACUUAAGAAGUCAGACUCUAAGGGUCUUACUGAACUUCAAAGAAUGGGAGUCGGACUCGUCAUAGCUGUACUAGCAAUGGUUUCUGCCGGGUUAGUUGAAUGCUAUAGGCUUAGGUAUGCCAAACCAGGAUGCAUCCACUGCAAUGGCACAAGCUCUCUAAGCAUCUUCUGGCAAAUCCCUCAGUAUGCAUUUAUAGGAGCUUCUGAAGUGUUUAUGUAUGUAGGCCAGUUAGAGUUCUUCAAUGCUCAAACACCCGAUGGCUUAAAGAGCUUUGGAAGUGCACUUUGCAUGACAUCCAUCUCCCUUGGGAACUAUGUCAGCAGCUUACUUGUAAGCAUGGUUAUGAAGAUAUCCACUGAGGAUCACAUGCCUGGGUGGAUCCCUGGAAACCUCAACAGAGGCCACCUAGAUAGGUUUUACUUUCUCUUAGCGGUCUUGACAUCUAUGGACUUGAUCGCUUAUAUUGCAUGUGCAAAGUGGUACAAGUGUAUCCAACUGGAAGGGAAAUGUGAAGAGCAUGAUGAGGCAAGUAGUUUCAAAGUCUAAUUUUCCAGGGACAUAAUUCAAAGGCAAUGGUAACAAUAUAUGUUAAUAAGAGAAAGAAUGGAGAAACUAGUCUAUAUAACCUUGGUUAUAGUUGCUACUUGCUACUGGAAGAAAAGUUUUGCUUGUUUGCAGUAAGAGAAGCCCUUCUAAUCAGCACGCGAGUCUCCGACUCUAAUACAAUGGGAACUCGCUCUUUUAUUGAACCCUACUGAUUUUCAGUUCACUUUCUUGAAGCCAUAGUUGUGUACAAACUAAACUUUUAUGAGGCAAUAGAGUGUUUUUGGGUCCUCAAAAGCUUCCCUUCUUUCUCAUUUGUAUGUUCCAUUGCUAAAGAUGUAGUGACAUGUAUAAUCUCAAUUUUUGUCCUUAA